This is a messenger RNA of Mercurialis annua (annual mercury), 1370 nucleotides long. RefSeq names its product KRR1 small subunit processome component. Gene Ontology annotation, molecular function: RNA binding. The record is from RefSeq and is a predicted model, not a curated record. Gene Ontology annotation, cellular component: nucleolus; small-subunit processome. Lineage: Eukaryota; Viridiplantae; Streptophyta; Magnoliopsida; Malpighiales; Euphorbiaceae.
GGUUGUUGCCACUGCUUCGUAUCCGUCGGGAUCCAUAGCUCCGCAUCUUUACUCGUACCAAUCUCCGGAAUCUCUCGAAAAAGCAAAAGAUUCAAGAAUUAUGGCAACAUUAGAGGACGGAGAUUUGGCGACGAAGAAUAACAAAAACCAGAAGCCAAAGCACAAAGGAAAACACGACAAGCCAAAACCAUGGGACGAAGAUCCAAACAUAGACCAUUGGAAAAUUGAAAAAUUCGAUCCUUCAUGGAACGAAGGCGGCUUACUCGAAGUCAGCUCCUUCUCUACUCUUUUUCCUCAGUACAGAGAGAAAUAUUUGCAAGAGGUAUGGCCUAUGGUGAAAUCUUCUUUAAAGGGGCACGGUAUCGCGUGCGAGCUUAACCUGGUUGAGGGGUCGAUGACGGUUUCGACUACUAGAAAAACUAGAGAUCCUUAUAUGAUUGUUAAAGCUAGGGAUCUUAUUAAGCUUCUAUCGAGGAGUGUUCCUGCACCUCAGGCUAUCAAAAUUUUGAAUGAUGAAGUGCAAUGCGAUAUCAUCAAGAUUGGUAGCUUGGUUCGGAAUAAGGAGCGAUUUGUUAAAAGAAGACAGCAUCUUGUUGGACCAAAUUCUUCCACUUUAAAGGCACUUGAGAUUUUGACAGGCUGCUACAUUUUGGUUCAGGGGAACACUGUGGCAGCGAUGGGAUCAUUUAAAGGUUUAAAACAAGUUAGAAAGAUUGUGGAUGACUGCAUCCAAAACAAAAUGCAUCCAGUUUACCAUAUCAAGAUUCUAAUGAUGAAGAAAGAGCUUGAAAAGGAUCCAGCAUUAAAAAAUGAGAUCUGGGACAGAUUCCUUCCGAAGUUUAAUAAGAGAAAUGUCAAACAAAAGAAGCCCAAGAGCAAAGAAAAGAAACCAUAUACACCAUUCCCUCCUGAACAACAACCUAGAAAGGUUGAUUUAGAACUGGAAACUGGGGAAUACUUUAUGAACACCCAGAAGAAAGAAGCAAAGAAAUGGCAAGAGAAACAGCAGAAGCAAGCAGAAAAAACAGCUGAAAACAAAAGAAAACGAGAUGCUUCUUUUAUUCCUCCGGAGGAACCCAAAGAGCGGGAUGUGGGUAAAUCUGAGGAUAAAAAUAAUGAUGUGGCCUCCAUUGCCAUGUCUAUCAAGAAAAAAGCAAAGGAUUUUGGGAACAAAAAAGCUGUUGAGAAUGUUAAUGCAGAGGAAUAUAUUGCUGGAUCAGAAAAAAAACAAUCCAAGAAAAAGAUCAAAGCAUGUUUAGUACAGAAGUUCAUACUGAUGUGAGAAAAAAAUGUUUUUGAUCUUUGAUCUGCAUUUGCAGUGUUGUAUCGUUGUAUGACUUGCUACUGAAAUGAUGAUUUUUUAAAUGACA